AUGAAAUACGCCAUCGCUACCGUCGCCAUCCUGGCCAGUCUGUUCGGCCAAAUCAUCGCCUUGAGAAGUACCGGGGUCUACGAGAUUCAAUCCGCACGCUCUGGAGAUGUUUGGGGGAUUCAACAAUCCAUCGGUGUCAAACAUCAGGUUGAGAUAGUACACUACACCCGGAAGCACUGGCGUCUAGUCGCUUCCGGUCCCGACUUCUUUAUAGAAAACAUCUACACCGAGGGGAUGCUUGCCUGCAAAUAUCAGUGCAAAGUGGACACACUUGGAAACGAUGCACAGCUUUUCAGAGUCAUCCAGAAUGAUGAUAAUACCUUCACCUUCCAACUCUCGGGAACUCCGCUAGUGGUAGCAGCUGGGGAGGGUGCUGAGUUGGAAGCUCAACACUCGGAUCCAUCAGUUGAUGCGGCCUUCCUUCUUCAUCCAAUCGACAGCGAGUGUGAGUGA
Messenger RNA from Penicillium crustosum, 453 nucleotides. RefSeq lists its product as uncharacterized. The transcript is spliced from 2 exons. The record is from RefSeq and is a predicted model, not a curated record. Lineage: Eukaryota; Fungi; Ascomycota; Eurotiomycetes; Eurotiales; Aspergillaceae. The coding region runs from base 1 to 453 and encodes 150 amino acids.